Molecule: messenger RNA, 1058 nt
Organism: Charadrius vociferus (killdeer)
Lineage: Eukaryota; Metazoa; Chordata; Aves; Charadriiformes; Charadriidae
Gene: ATG3
Product: autophagy related 3
Exons: 12
Coding region: 1-918 (305 amino acids)
Biological process (GO): autophagosome assembly; autophagy of mitochondrion; nucleophagy
Cellular component (GO): cytosol; cytoplasmic ubiquitin ligase complex
Molecular function (GO): Atg8-family ligase activity
Source: RefSeq, a predicted model, not a curated record
AUGCACCCAGCAGUUCUCAAAAUUUCUAAACUUUUUUUAUUGCAGGAGUCCAAGUUUAAAGAAACUGGAGUAAUUACACCUGAAGAAUUUAUUGCAGCUGGAGAUCACUUAGUUCACCACUGUCCUACUUGGCAAUGGGCUUCAGGAGAAGAACUAAAAGUCAAGGCUUAUCUGCCAACAGACAAACAGUUUUUGGUAACUAAAAAUGUGCCAUGCUACAAAAGGUGUAAGCAGAUGGAGUACUCAGAUGAGCAGGAAGCAAUUAUAGAAGAAGAUGAUGGUGAUGGGGGAUGGGUAGACACUUUUCACAAUGCAGGCAUAGUGGGUGCAACAGAAGCAGUUAAGGAGAUCACACUAGACAGUAAGGAUAAUAUAAAAAUACCAGAACGUUCAGCAUCUUGUGAAGAUGAUGAUGAGGAAGAUGAAGGAGAAGCUGCAGACAUGGAAGAGUAUGAAGAAAGUGGGCUAUUGGAGACAGAUGAUGCAACACUUGACACAAGACAGAUUGUAGAAGCUAACAAAGCUAAAGUUGAUGUUGGAGGGGAAGAUGCUAUUCUACAGACAAGAACUUAUGACCUCUACAUCACUUAUGACAAAUAUUACCAAACUCCAAGGCUCUGGUUAUUUGGAUAUGAUGAGCAACGGCAGCCUUUAACAGUAGAGCAUAUGUAUGAAGAUAUUAGUCAAGAUCACGUCAAGAAAACAGUGACCAUUGAAAACCAUCCUCAUCUUCCUCCACCUCCCAUGUGCUCAGUUCAUCCAUGCAGGCAUGCAGAAGUCAUGAAGAAAAUAAUCGAAACUGUUGCAGAAGGUGGGGGAGAACUUGGAGUUCACAUGUACCUUCUUAUUUUCUUGAAAUUUGUACAGGCGGUCAUUCCAACGAUAGAAUAUGACUACACGAGGCACUUUACAAUGUAACUACAAUAAGAGAUGUCCUCCUCUAAUUAUCAAAUCUUUUUUUAAAUAACCCAUUCAUGUGACUUAUGCAACAUUAUACACAAUUUCUGUAACUAACCUUUUAUCGAGUUGAUGCAUCAAAAUAAAAUGUUCCAUUACCA